AUGACACUCGAAGAACAAAUACAAGAGGUCAACAAUGACAUCGACGAAAUCAAACGCGUUAUUGACUAUACCACUCGUCCUCGCAUAAAGCAAAAUUUAGAGCUUCAACAGCGCAAGUUUGAAAAGGAAUUAAGUCAACUUCAAGAGAAGCUGCAGAAACAACAACAGGCUGCUGCUGAGGCAGCAGAAAGAGCAGCCUGUGCUAGUACCUUACCAACCGCUACUCAAUCAUAUAUGAAGGAUAUAUCAGUCUAUGCAUGGGAUCAAACCGAUAAAUUCGUCAAGAUCUACGUUCAAAAUCUGGAUGGAAUCGGCAGCUUACCCGAAAACCAGGUUCAGUGCUCGUUCGAAAAACGUGGUUUUCAUCUUCAAAUUCAAAAUCUGAAAAAUAUCAAUUAUUUCUUGAAGAUACUCGGUCUUCUGCAUGAUAUUGAACCGGACCAAUCAACCUUCAAAGUCAAAAAGGAUAUGAUCAUUGUGUCUUUACGAAAAGUCGAAUCGAAAAAUUGGGAAUGCUUGCUAAAGGACGAGAAGAAAACACCUAUCAAACCACUUCCAAAACCUGAUGGGUCAAAAGAUUCAAAUGAAUCUUUCAUGAAUAUGGUAGAGGAAAUGUACGAAAAUGGCGACGAUGAUACGAAACGUGCUAUUGCCAAAGCCUGGGUCCAAUCGCGCGAGAAGGCGAAUACUUUUGCUAACGAACCGCAUGACAGAAAGAAACCUAGUAUUCUCGAAACACCUGACUUCACAAUUUAUCCUCCUCCUUAA
Molecule: messenger RNA, 768 nt
Organism: Rotaria sordida
Lineage: Eukaryota; Metazoa; Rotifera; Eurotatoria; Philodinida; Philodinidae
Source: the annotation of a GenBank genome assembly